AAUGAAUUACCAGCCAGUCUGAAGGAGCGCAUCAAAAGCGGAGACCAGAGAACCUGGUUUCUCACCCGGACCUUAAAUUAAUUAACAGUUACCCCAGUCAUCAGAAGACCCCCUGUGUGUGCAGGGCUCAAGAUGCUGACCCAAAAAGUUUGAAAAUCCCCUGGUCCCGCAUGCCAAGAUAAAAGUUCAAAGGCCCUUUUCCCUUUGAAAUGCAACUCAAGACCUCUGGGACAAUUGAAGGAGCCCAGCGACACCCCCUGGCGGUGGAGGGUUACUGCCAACAGCGACAACACUUCAGCUUCACUGAAAAUGAAUGUUGUGUGACAUUUUAAGAACUUUGCAUGAAUGCUCCAAGUGUCUACCACCACACCAAUGUCACUCGUGAUUGUAUUUCUCCGAAUUUGAAUGUCCGCUGGUUAAAUUAGUUUGUCAACCGAAUAUGCUUGUGUUUAUCUCAAAAUGAACACAGAAAUGUUAUCCAAAUAAUCGGUAAGUGUUGUUAGCCACUACAUAAGGUUGAAACAUUCAUUGCAUAGAUUAAAGGGUGCAUGUAAACAGUGCAUUAGUUGGGAAUUAAUGUUAUGAUAUUCCACUGGUUUUAAACCACAAAUCAUCCUAAAAUGAAAUGAGAUUCUAAAGGCGCAGUCUGCCUUCCGUUUGGGCCCGCCUCACUCUCUGAGGCACAUAAAAGGCCGAAGCUCCUUUGUCAUUUGCUCUGGUUUGGCACUCGUUCUCUGGCUCUUGUUUUUUCAACUGGCCGAAAAUCUGGCUCAGCCCGGGAGCCCCACCUCUCACCACAAGGUGGCUGAGGCUGAGAGACACCAACUUCCCUGUGUGGACCGCAGGGAGCACCUGCCAACUCCCUGAAGCUACCCUUUUGGGUGUGGAGCAGUCUACGGACAAGUCUCAGUUGGGAAGUUUUUCCCUGAACGCUUGGCUAACAACGCCACUGCAAGCGCUCCGGCCAUCCACUUUUUUUUGUUCUUUUCUUCCUUUUUCUUCAAACCAUCCCUCGUGAGUGCGCUUGCCAACCACCCGGAAGCUUGACCCGCCUGCCUGAAUUGGUCUACGCAACGGAAGUCCAACAUGCUGUUGCUAGGAGGAAAAAAAAUGUUUCAUGUGUGACUCAGCAACCCCCUACAGUGAACAAUCCAAUCAGACGGGCAGCCAUCGUAUUGAGAAUGUUGUUACCACAUUUGCUCCGAACAGACUGAAGACCUGGUGGCAAUCUGAGAACGGUGUGGAAAAUGUCAGAAUCCAACUGAACCUGGAGGCGGAGUUCCACUUCACUCACCUCAUCAUGACGGUCAAAACGUUUCGACCUGCUGCCAUGGUAAUUGAGCGCUCAGCAGACUUUGGGAAAACCUGGAAUGUGUAUCGCUACUUUGCCUAUGACUGUGAAACGUCCUUCCCUGACGUUUCUGCGGGUCCCAUGAUGAAGGUUGAUGAUGUCAUCUGUGACUCACGCUAUUCCGACAUUGAGCCAUCGACUGAGGGAGAGGUAAUUUUCAGAGUUUUGGACCCAGCUUUCCGGAUCAACGACCCAUAUAGCCCUCGAAUCCAGAAUAUGCUAAAGAUCACAAAUCUCAGGGUGACGUUCACAAAACUUCACACGCUUGGGGACAACCUGCUUGACUCGCGCAUGGAGAUUAAAGAGAAGUAUUACUAUGCUGUCUAUGACAUGGUGGUUCGAGGAAACUGCUUUUGCUAUGGACAUGCGUCAGAGUGUGCCCCAGUCCAGGCAACUGGCCCUGUUAGGGAGGGCAUGGUUCAUGGUCACUGCAUGUGUAAUCAUAAUACCAAAGGACUGAACUGUGAACAGUGUCAGGAUUUCUAUCAUGACCUACCAUGGAGACCAGCUGAGGGACGCAACACCAAUGCCUGCAAGAAGUGUAACUGCAACCAGCACUCAGACUUAUGUCACUUUGACGUGGCUGUCUACAUGGCUUCAGGAAAUGUAAGUGGCGGUGUUUGCGAUAACUGUCAACACAAUACAGCUGGAUACCACUGUGAGCAGUGCAAACCAUUCUACUUCCAACAUCCUGAGAAAGAUGUUAGAGAUCCGAACAUCUGCCAGCCAUGCAGUUGUGACCCUUUGGGCUCUCUGAAUGGAGGACUCUGUGAUGGGAGGACAGACAUUAGAGUAGGACUAAUUUCUGGUCAAUGUCGCUGCAAAGUCAAUGUGGAGGGAGAACGCUGCGACAGCUGCAAACAGGCGUAUUACGGGCUCACUGAUAUGCCAGAAGGCUGCAAAGCAUGCACUUGCAGCGUUCUGGGAACAGUUCCUGGUCGAAAUCCUUGCGACAGUGAAACAGGAAACUGUUUUUGUAAACGAUUGGUGACUGGAAAGGACUGUAACCUCUGUGUGUCUGAACACUGGGGUCUCAGCAAUGAUAUGGAUGGCUGCCGACCAUGUGACUGUGACUUGGGGGGAGCGAUCAACAACCAGUGCGAUCAGCUGACCGGUCAGUGCGUCUGCAGAGAUCACACGUUCGGCCGUCGCUGUGAUCAAGUUGAGUCAGGAUUUUACUUCAUUGCUCUGGACCACUACACCUAUGAGGCAGAGGAUGCCAAGUUAGGACCUGGUGUAAUGGUGGUUACAAGGCCCCACCCUCAGGACCACAGCCCCACCUGGACAGGUAUGGGCCUGGUCAAUGUCCCAGAGGGAGCCUUCCUUGAAUUCACUGUUGACAACAUUCCUCACUCAAUGGAGUAUGACAUUCUCAUCCGCUAUGAGCCUCAGCUGCCUGACCAAUGGGAGGAGGUUCUGAUGACGGUGAUGAGACUGAAACCUAUCAGAGCAGAUAGCCGUUGUAUAAAUACUGUGCCAGAUGACGACCACCAAAUGAUUUCUCUCCACCCUGGGUCACGACAUGUGGCUCUUCCCAGACCAGUUUGUUUUGAAUCUGGUCUGAACUAUACCAUCCGCCUCAGUCUGCCUUUGUAUUCAGCCCUCAGUGACGUCCAGUCUCCAUACACGCUCAUUGAUUCGAUUGUGCUGAUGCCUCACUGUAAGAACUUGGACCUCUUUACCACCUUACAAGGAGGGGAAUCUGGUGAAAACCAUGGAUGGGAAACUUUUAAACAUUAUCGUUGUCUGGAAAAUAGCCAGAGCGUUAUUAAGACACCGAUGACCGACAUUUGCCAAAACUUCAUCUUCAGCAUUUCUGCUCUGCUCCACCAGGGAGCCAAAGAAUGCCAGUGUGACCCCCAAGGAUCUCUGAGUACAGUCUGUAAUGUGAGUGGAGGUCAGUGUCUGUGUCGACCUCAUGUUGUUGGUAGAAACUGCGACAGAUGUGCGCCAGCCACUUUCCAGUUUGGACCAAGUGGCUGCAAAGAAUGCAACUGCGAUGCUCAGGGCUCACAGAGCCCUCUUUGCGACCAGGUCACUGGUCAGUGUGAGUGUGUUUCGGGGGCAUAUGGACGUCAGUGUCAUCGCUGUCUGCCGGGCUACUGGGGUUUCCCUACAUGCCGUCCAUGCUCUUGUAAUGGACACACAGAGGACUGUGAUGCUCACACGGGACAGUGCCUCAACUGCAGGGACUACAGCACAGGGCACAACUGUGACAGGUGCUUGGAUGGCUACUAUGGCAACCUCACAUUGGGCUCUGGUGACCAUUGUCACCCCUGUAUGUGUCCCGAUGGUCCUGGCAGCCUGCGGCAGUUUGCAGGAAGUUGUUUCCGUGGUGAUGAUUCCCAACAAGCUAUCUGUGUCUGUAACACUGGAUACAAGGGUGCUCGCUGCAAUGAGUGCUCACCUGGUUACUAUGGAAACCCUCAUGUGAUGGGGGGGUCGUGCCAGCCCUGUCAGUGCAACAACAACAUUGAUAUGUUGGAUCCACAAUCCUGCAACGCUCAAACUGGUCAAUGCCUGCGCUGCCAAUACCACAGCGAGGGGCAUUCCUGCGAAAACUGCAUGAUGGGUUACUAUGGCAAUGCCUUACUCCAAGACUGCAGGGAGUGCGUUUGUAACCAGCUGGGCAGUGACGGUGCCAGCUGUCAGUCGCCAGGUGACUGUCACUGUGACCGCAACAGUGGCCAGUGUCAUUGUCUUCCGAAUGUGAUUGGCCAGCACUGUGAUCGUUGUGCACCUGACACCUGGAACAUGGCAAGCAGUAAGGGCUGUCAGGACUGUGAUUGUGACACCAAACAUUCGUAUGGGACCUCGUGCAAUGAGAUCAGUGGUCAAUGUUCAUGUGCGCCAGGCUUUGGAGGCAGGACAUGCAGAGAGUGUAGAGCACUCUUUUGGGGAGAACCAGAGGUCGAAUGUCACGAAUGUGACUGUGAACCUUAUGGUACCACUCAGCUGCAGUGCAACAAAGACAACGGUCACUGCGUUUGUAUAGAAGGAGUGUCUGGUCCACGUUGUGAUACCUGUGCCCGUGGGUUUUCUGGCACCUUCCCCAACUGCCACCGCUGCCACCAAUGCUUCGCUGAGUGGGAUGCUGUCAUUGGGAAAUUAACAAAUCAGACACAUCGCCUUGCAAACAAAGUAAAUGCUAUCAAAGCUAGUGGAGUUGGUGGGCCCUACAGAAAGUCUAUUGACAGUCUGGAAAGGAGUGCAUCAGACAUCCAUGCCAUCCUAAACCAAAAUCCAGCCUCACAACCUCUAAGUGAGAUCCAACAGCUUUUACAAGAGGCCAGUGACUUGAUGGGGUCUCUGAGCCAGUCACUGAACCACACGGGAAAUAUUCUACUCAGCGUGCAAGAGGAGGAGAGCAGCAUGGAGGGCAAACUAAAAUUACUGAUGGCAGAUGCUCAGAAACUCGAGCAGACCGUUCAGGACAUUAUGGAUCAGGUUGAGUUCAUCAGGAACUCCGACGUCAGAGGGGCAGCUAACAGUGUUACUAAGUACUUCUUGCAGUCUCACGGAGCUGAAGAACGAGCAAAUGCAUCCACCAUUGAUGCAAACAGCCCUGUGGAGAACUCGGCUAACCUACGGAAACUCACAGAGGAUAAGAUGAACCUAACCAGAGAUGAGUUCCUCAGAAGACACACUGAGCAUGCACAGAAACUGGAUGACCUGGCAGGUCAAAUCCAGACUCUGGACCUGACAGAGCUCAGCCACAAGACAUGCGGGAAUCCAGCAGGUCAGGACUCAUGUUCGUCUUCCUGUGGGGGAUUAGGAUGCGUAAAUGCGGAGGGUGGACCCAUGUGUGGAGGGGACGAAUGUGAUGGUGUGUUGUCAAAGGUUCAUUCCAGCUGGCAGAAAGCUCUUGACUCUGAACGGGAAAUAUUAAAUGCCAUAGAGGAAGUGGAUAAACUCGCCAAGAUGGUGUCAGAGGCAAAACAAAAGGCCGAUCAAGCAAAAAUGAGCGCUCAUGAUGUUUUUAUGAAGACUAACAGGACAAAACAGAAUUUUGAUCAGAGCAACGAGGAGCUAAGGACCCUUAUCCGGGAGAUUCGAGACUUCCUCACAGAGGAUGGGGCAGACUUGGAGAGUAUCAAAAAAGUUGCUAAUGAGGUGCUGGCCAUGCAGAUGCCAACCACACGAGAACAGCUUCAGAACCUCACUGAUGAAAUUCGCCAGAAGGUGGGGGAACUGGGCAACGUGGAGACGAUCCUGCAGCAAAGCACAGAUGACAUUGAAAGAGCUGAAAGUCUACUUGAGCGGGCUCGCCAAGUUAGUCAGGAGGCAGUUGAUGUGAAGGACUCUGCGGAGAUGGUCAAAGAAGCUCUGGAAGAAGCUCAGAGAGCUCAGGCAGCUGCCGACAGUGCGAUCCAGCAGGCCACAGACGAUAUCAAGAACACCAACAAGCUGCUGCUCUCAGUAAAGUCAGAUACAUCAGACGUAGAACUAAAACUGAACAACGCCACGAGACGGCUGCAGCAGCUUGAUGAGGACGUGACACUGCUUAGAAACAGAACUCUGAAUGCCACACUGAUCAGUGAACGCACUAUUCACGAUGCAACAAGCAUAAGACAAAUGGUCAAAGAGGCGAAAAGGGACAUCGACUCUGAACUUAAGGACAAGUACGCCACUGUAGAGCAACUCAUUGAUCAAAAGGGGGACGGUGUGGCCGAUGCAAAGAAGAGGGCCGAAUUACUGCAGCAAGAAGCCAAGGAGCUGCUGUUGCGAGCCAGUGACAAGCUGCAGGUUCUCAAAGAGCUAGAAAAGUCGUUUGAGGUCAACCAUCGUGCCCUAGAGGUCAAGGCAGAACAGCUGGUGGAGCUGGAGGCCUCAGUGAAGGAGCUGCUGCAGCAGAUAAGCCACAAAGUCACAGUGUACAGCACCUGUUUAUUCUAAAAUCAAAGGUCCCUGCUUGCAAAAGGAGGAUCCCUUUUGUUUUUGGAUUUCAAAAUAAAGACCAAAAAUGGAAAUUCCAAUUUCCAAUUUGUAUUUGUAACUACUGAAUGUAAUUGUUUUCUCUAUGUUAAUGUGUCAAUAUGGCUACUGUACAGGUCAUGCAGUAGAUCGUUUCUUUGUUUUCAUAACAGCAAAGCCAAAUAAGAAUGUAAUUGUAGUGUCAUUGACUGUUUAUUUCACUAAUGUUUUAAUUUGAAUGUUAAAUCAUUGGACUGCAAGAAUUGUUAAGUUCUUCACAUAUGGCCAAAAGUUAGGAAUCAACAUUACUGUUAUUAUAAUGUUCUAUUUGAAAUAUAGUAUAGUAUAUUUCUUCUUCUUGAUUUUGCCAUCAUAUUAAAUGAUUUUGAAGAAAGCCUGUAAUAAAUACUUUGAACUUGA
This is a messenger RNA of Phyllopteryx taeniolatus (common seadragon), 6685 nucleotides long. It is a transcript of the gene lamb1a, whose product is annotated as laminin, beta 1a. The transcript has 32 exons. Gene Ontology annotation, biological process: cell migration; basement membrane assembly; substrate adhesion-dependent cell spreading. Bases 1118 to 6247 code for a protein of 1709 amino acids. Gene Ontology annotation, molecular function: extracellular matrix structural constituent; integrin binding. The record is from RefSeq and is a predicted model, not a curated record. Lineage: Eukaryota; Metazoa; Chordata; Actinopteri; Syngnathiformes; Syngnathidae. Gene Ontology annotation, cellular component: laminin trimer.